This is a messenger RNA of Psilocybe cubensis, 3111 nucleotides long. RefSeq lists its product as uncharacterized. Lineage: Eukaryota; Fungi; Basidiomycota; Agaricomycetes; Agaricales; Agrocybaceae. The record is from RefSeq and is a predicted model, not a curated record. The coding region runs from base 1 to 3111 and encodes 1036 amino acids. Gene Ontology annotation, molecular function: protein binding. The transcript has a single exon.
AUGAAGAGCUUGAAUUUGGACGAAGAGGUUGCCUACUGUCGCGAUUUACUCGCUCAAUAUCCUCCUGGACAUCCAGAUCGAUUCGAUCCACUCAGGGAUCUGGCAGGAGUCCUUUCUCUGCGAUUUGAAGACUUAGGCGUUUUGAAGGACUUGGACGAAGCAAUCAUAUGCUACGAAGAUGCUCUCAAUAUUCUCCCACCUGAUCACAGUGACGGUGGCGCUGUCAUAUUUGACGCUGCAACUGCUCUUCAAUAUCGGUAUAACAAACUUGGCUUCAUCGAGGACCUGGAUCUUUCAAUAUCACGUUACCGCGAUUGCGUCCGUUUAUGCCCUAGUGGUCAUCUAUAUCGUCCAUGGUCUCUUCACAAUCUUGCACUCGUUCUACAGAAACGCUACGAACGCCAAGGAGGCAUAAAUGAUCUAGAGGAAGCGAUCCUAUAUAAUCGCGAAGCUCUUGAACUCCGACCACCUGGUCAUCCAUAUCGUGAAAGGUCUCUCCAUAACCUUUCUGUUGCUCUGCAGAACCGCUACGAGCAGAAGGGGUCCAUGGAUGAUCUGGAAGAUGGCAUCAAAUAUAACCGUGAACUGCUUGGUCUUCUUCCUAAUGGCCAUCCAAACCAGCUAAGGUCUAUCAAUAAUCUGGCUAUCGCCUAUGAAGCUCGUCAUCACCAUUUUGGGGCAGUAGACGACUUGCACGCAGCUAUAUUCUUGCACCGUGAGUCGCUUGCUCUCCGUCCUCCUGGACAUGAACAUAGGUCCACAUCUCUCACGAACCUUGCCAAUGUUCUUCGAACUCGUUAUUUUGUCAAUGGAAACGUGGAGGAUUUAGAAAGUGCUAUAUCAUAUAAUCGUGAAUCGUUAUAUCUCCGUCCUACUGGUCACCCAGGUCGUGCAGCAUCUCUCAAUAAUCUCGCUAAUGUUCUUUGUACUCGUUAUCAAAUUCAGGGAUCCAUUGAUGACUUGGAAGUGGCAAUUUCAUUGCACCGUGAAUCACUUACUCUUCAGUCACCUGGUCAUCCAGAUCGUCCAAAGUGUUUAUGCAAUCUAGCCAAUGCGUUGGAGACUCGCUACCUAAAGCGUGGAGCUGUUGAAGACCUAGAAGAGUGUAUUUUGUGUCACCGUGAAUCUCUUUCGCUGCGUCCCCUCGGUCACCCCGACAGGUCAGAUUCUCUCCAGAACCUUGGUGCCGCUCUUCACAACCGUUAUGAAAAUGGAAAUAAAGGAUCUAAAGAAGACCUCGAAGAAGCUAUCUUAUUGAAUCGCGAAGCACUCGCUCACUGUCCUCCGAGCCAUUUUAGACGCUCCUCAUCUCUCGGCAAUUUAGCUAUGACGCUUGAAACUCGAUACGAGACAGAAGGUGCAUUGACAGACCUGGAGGAGGCCAUCGCACUGUAUCGUGAAUCACUUGGUAUCCGUCCCCCUGGUCAUCCAGAUCGAUCAUCAUCCCUGCUCCACCUUGCUUAUUUCCUUGGGCGCAGAUUCAUCCACUCACAGAAUCCAGACGACGUUCAAGAAAGCUUUCGGUUGUACGCAGAAGCAGCCACCGAUGCUACAUCUUUUCUGCCGCAUCGACUUGAGUCCGCCAUCGGUUGGAUGGAACAAGCGCGUGUCUAUCAACAUGAUUCGCUCCUUGAAUCCUGCAGAGCUGCAUUGCAUCUCCUCAACCGCUCGCUAAUUAAUCGGGGAGAUGUUGAAUCUCAACAACGGUUCCUCGCCACUACCAUUGUUCCAAAAUAUCUGGCUUCCGAUGCAGCUGCGAGCGUAAUCAGCAUAGGAAACUUACAAGCAACGGUGGAACUUCUUGAACAAGGGCGUGCAAUAUUAUGGUCCAAAGUCAGUGCCUACAAGGAUCCACUGGAAGACCUCCGUCAAGUAGACGAGGGAAUAGAGCUUGCUGAUCGUCUGGAAUCGAUUAAUUCCCAACUUGAAAGGCUUAUUUUGAAGUCUCAGGGAUCCACUUUGGAAACCCAAAACUCCUCUUGGGAAACCGUUUUGGACACUCAAAUGCGAAGGCAUCGCAUUCUCUCGGAAGAAUGGGAGCAAGUAGUGGAUGAAAUACGCCAACUCGAAGGAUUUGAGAAUUUUUUACAAACUCCUCCAUACGCAACCCUUCAAACAGUGGCCUCAGAGGGCCCGGUAAUACUGGUUAACAUCAGCGUUCAUCGUUGUGAUGCAGUGAUUCUCGUCCGUGGCGGUACUCCGGUUCUUGUUCCACUUCCGCAUGUCGACCGUAUGUACCUCAUUGACCAGGCUGGCAAGCUUCGUUCCCCCACUGAGAAUGUCAGGAUGCUGCGGGAAUUAUGGGACACAAUUGUUUCGCCUGUCAUCGAUCGAUUAGGUGAUUUAGGGGUUCCACAUAAGUCGCGUAUAUGGUGGUGUCCAACUUCCGAGCUGUGUACUUUGCCUAUUCACGCCGCGGGUUCAUACAGGCGUGGAGCUAAAAAUCUACCUGACAUCUACAUAUCCUCAUACACCUCCACAUUGUUCUCACUGAUAAAAGCAAGAAUAAACAUAGACCAGUUACCCCGAAUUCCAAAGCUCCUCCUGGUCUGUAAUCCUGGAAAAGAUCUACUCAAAGUGUAUGACGAAGUUGCAGUGAUUCAACAGCACGGAGAUCAUAUCAGCCUUUUACUGCAAUCAAGAGCGACCUGUAGAAACGUUCUCUCGCGUCUGAAAGAGCACACAUGGGUCCAUUUUGCUUGUCACGGAAAUCUAGGAGACGAAAAUCAGCCAUUCCGCGCUUCAUUCAAGCUCUACGAUAAGCGCCUCACACUUCUCGACUUGAUGCGGGCAAAGUUACCCAAUGCAGAACUGGCCUUUCUUUCUGCCUGUCAUAGCGCAGCAGGCGACUCUCAUACACCCAACGAGAACAUUCACUUAUCAGCGGCGCUGCAAUUCUGCGGGUUCCGAAGUGUGGUGGGAACGCUAUGGGAGAUGCACGACGAGGAUGGCCCUACCAUAUCAAAAGGGUUCUAUGACUACAUGUUCCGGAAUGGACCCAUGGCUGAUUUCAAGGACUCAGCAGAAGCAUUGAAUGUCGCUGUUCGGACAAUGCGGAAGAAUGGGGUUCCACUUGAAAGAUGGAUAAUGUUUGUGCACAUUGGGGCAUGA